AAUAGCUAUUCCUACGGAUUGGUUCUCACUCACGGAACAGUUGGCUUAUAAGGUAGAAAAAUCGAUUCCUCGUCCAACCAAUUCGGCGUCUUGGAGGGCCUUUAAAACCCCGGCAUGUACAGUUUGCUACCGUAAUGCUCUUCCCCCACAUCUCCUGGAAAACGCUCCCUGCAGACCUCCUGCACCUUUGCUCCCAACUCUCUUCCACUGUUGCUCGAGGAAACCAGCGAUGGCAAUGCCCGGACUGCGCCACGACGGCCUCUGGACGCGAAGACCUCAACAAGCACAUGAAGAUACACGCCAAAGCUGCAGAGAAUUAUCUUGUUUGUUCCGAUUGCCCGGUCGUUCUUCUACAAGAAAGCAAUCUUGAUGGACACAAGCUCAGACACCACUCUGGGAACGAAAAGUACAAAUGCAAGGACUCUCCGGAUUGUAUUUGGGGCGGGAGUACCCAGGACGCUCUCACCGCCCAUCGGAGAAAGUACCACGGCAAGAUUUCACCUUACGGAGAUAGCGUUUCCAACGGGACUUCCUGCGAAAACGAACCCACGGUCGAUCCCUUACCUUCAUCGUGGCCAUACAACUUCGACACCCCAGCUAAUGAUCCCACUCCUGACGAAGCGUUCAUGGACAGGUCCACCGCUUCUGCGUCUAGCAAUGGAGUUACCCCAUCCGACGGUCCCACACAGGUCACUCCCAGGGACGAGGACAACUUCUUUUGGACUUCCCCCGCGCCAGGCUUCCAACACGGCGAUUUACGCUAUUCCCCAGAAGCCAAACAACUCUACCCCGCUGCCAACGCAGGACCUCUUGACGACGGUCUCAACUCUAUACCGCCUCCGGGAAGAAAAUUGGAGGGUUUUGGUAUAGGCACGGGCCCGUUCAUCAACACCGAUCCCCUUCGACUGAUGACAGAUGCGAUGGCGGGUAUGAACGCGUUGAACAGGCUGGUCCCUGCCGAAGCGCCCGUUGGUCUCUGUUUCGAGGAACUGCCCAUCGACACGACUUCCCACACGUUCCUUACGUCCUCAUCUUGGGACGGGACAGACUUUGGAACGGUGUAGUGGACAGUUGGAUGUGGAUCGUUUGGAUGUUCUGGAUUAGGACCGAGGAUCUCUGCUUCCUCGAUGUGGACGUCGAAGGGUUCCU
Molecule: messenger RNA, 1149 nt
Organism: Desarmillaria tabescens
Lineage: Eukaryota; Fungi; Basidiomycota; Agaricomycetes; Agaricales; Physalacriaceae
Exons: 3
Coding region: 135-1064 (309 amino acids)
Source: RefSeq, a predicted model, not a curated record